Tarenaya hassleriana is the source of this 1393-nucleotide messenger RNA. Its product is annotated as L-ascorbate peroxidase 5, peroxisomal. The coding region runs from base 416 to 1255 and encodes 279 amino acids. The transcript is spliced from 9 exons. The record is from RefSeq and is a predicted model, not a curated record. Gene Ontology annotation, molecular function: heme binding; peroxidase activity. Lineage: Eukaryota; Viridiplantae; Streptophyta; Magnoliopsida; Brassicales; Cleomaceae. Gene Ontology annotation, biological process: cellular response to oxidative stress; response to reactive oxygen species; hydrogen peroxide catabolic process.
GUUAGGAAUUAGACUACUUGCUGUCUCUGGGCGUUCUUCACUAACAAAAACAGGAGCAACAAAGAGUUAGUAUAUGACUAUAAUAGUAUUGUAUGUUAUACAUGUAGAAACAUAAAAGAGUUUGUAUGCUUUUAUACGAUAUGCAAAACAAUUGCAAUGAUGCAGGAGAAGUGCGAAUAUAUGCCAAGAUUACGAGAUGGGUUCUUCUUUCCCACUUCCCACGGCCAUAUCCAGCAAUGUUAUUACCAAACAUUCUUUGCCUUUUCCCUGGCUCCAAUCAAUCCCUUUUUCAGCAUUUCUUCUCCCAUAACCAUUGUUCGUCCACUGUAUAUAUACAUGCAUAACACACAUUGCAUAUCUCCAAGACACGAUCCAUUUCAUCAUAUUCUGAGUCUGCCGUUCUGAAGCAACGACAAUGUCGAUGCAGGUUGAUGCAGAGUACACGAAGGAGAUAGAGAAGGCUCGUAGAGAUCUUCGAGCUCUCGUCUCCUCCAGAAACUGCGCUCCCAUCAUGCUUCGUUUAGCGUGGCAUGAUGCGGGAACAUAUGAUGCCAAGAACAAAACCGGAGGCCCCAAUGGAUCAAUCAGGUUCGAGGAAGAGCUGAAACGGCCACCAAACAAAGGACUGGAGAAAGCAGUGCAGUUUUGUGAGGAAGUGAAGGCAAAGCAUCCUCGAAUCACAUACGCAGAUCUUUAUCAGCUCGCUGGAGUCGUUGCAGUGGAAGUUACUGGUGGCCCAGCAAUUGAAUUCAAUCCCGGUCGUAAGGAUGCAGAUUCCCCGGAUGAAGGAGAACUUCCAGACCCGAAUCAAGGUGCCUCGCAUCUAAGAACUGUCUUCUCUCGGAUGGGUCUAUCCGAUAAGGACAUUGUAGCUCUCUCUGGAGGCCACACUUUGGGACGAGCACAUAAGGAAAGAUCGAGCUUUGAAGGCCCUUGGACAAAGGAUCCUCUCAAGUUUGACAACUCAUACUUUGUCGAACUUCUGAAGGGGGAGACUCCCGGGUUGCUACAACUGAAAACUGACAAGGUUCUAGUGGAAGAUCCCAAGUUCCGCUGCUAUGUUGAGCUGUAUGCAAAGGACGAGGACACGUUUUUUGGGGAUUAUGCAGUUUCACACAAGAGAUUAUCAGAACUGGGAUUUGUUCCACCGAGAAAAGUUCCUGCAGCAGUGGCACAACGGGCAUUUGGAGUUGCGGUUGCUGCAGCUGCUGUUAUCUUUACAAUAUGCUAUGAGUUAAGCAGAAGAGGCAAGUGAAGAACAUAUAGGCAACGUGGGACUUUGCAAAUUAAAAAAGAAAAGAAAAGAAAAUACAGAUGUUUUUAUGCAAAAUAAUAUUUGGCAAACAAACAACAUAAGGAUUGGAAAACAAAUAAAGUGAUUUGUUAAUACCUC